GCGGGAUUUCAUCGAGUGCGGUUGGCGUCUUAUUUUAAAUAUUCUUAAAUUCGUUCAUAGUGGAUAUUGUGAAAUAAAAUUGGUGUGGUUUUGUGUAACAACUGUCUGCGUAACUGAAGAAUUAGUGGAAUCGUUAAAAUAUACGCUAUUCCGGUCAAGUGGACGUGAGAAUUUUAUUGUAGUGUUGAGUGUCUGCAGAACCGCUGUCAAAACGUCAAUGUCAAAUAGACGCAAAAUGUCAGUUGAUAUUUUGAUUUUGGAAGCUUUUUUCGUGUUUUGAUUCUGUUUUGGAUAUGUGUUUACUUGAGAAAGUAAUUUUUUACUAAUAAACUAAGCAAUUUACUGAACUCGCUUGAUAGUUGUUUUCCCGUAGUAUCAGUAUUUUGUCAUGGACGAAUUGAGAGGUCCUAAUGUACAGAUUGUUCUUCAUUUGAAAGAAGGUUUGGGAUUUGGUUUUUUACGAACGCCUUUUGUAGUAAGCGGCUCUUUGAAUGGUUAUAUGUUGGAAACGGACCCUGUAGUGCCCACUCAUGCGCCGGUGUUUGAUGCAGAGUUAGUUUGGGAAGCUGAUAAGCGAAGAUUUAGAAGCCUAAGAGUUCAGAAUGUUCCUGUUAAAGUGGAGGUAUAUGCAACAGGAACACAAGGUCGGAAGGAUAAACUAGGCUACCUGCUUCUUAGUUUGCUUUCAGCUCAACCAUGCCCAUCAAAUAAAAUAAAUGAUAGAAAUGAGUUGCGGAUGUUUCACAGCAAUGAAGUUGCAUAUCUUUCCACUGGUGAUAAAAUGAAUACAGCAGCUGGAAGGACUGUAUUACUAUCCUUAGAGGAGUAUAUGAAAGAAAGUAAGAAGACCGUCGCGUCACCAGAUCUCCAGCCAAGAUUAAUAUGUGAUGAAGGCCUUAUAGAGAUUGGUGCAGGCAAACAAUUGUAUAUUUUGAGCUUAGUUAUUGGAGCUGUGGAAAACUUGGAUAUGCUUUUAUCAGAAAAGGUUACUGAGAAUAAUCCAGUGGAUUGUUAUGUCUCAUACUCAGUGUUCACCCAUGAUAUCAUGACUGACAGGGUACGCGCCCGUAGUGAAGCGACUAUGGUUCAGUUCAAUCAGCGAACUUCACUGCGGUUGCGCGGCGAUCUCAACGCUCUCUCGAGGUACUUCGCUGACUGUCCGCAUUUAGUGGCGCGGGUCUGUGCUCGAGAUCAGGACAUAGGAAUAUGCAGCAUGGAUCUACGCAAGCUAGUGCCUACUGAAGACCUAUCAGUUUUCACUGGUCAGUUUUGUAACACUGACAACGCUCUCUCAAUCCACGAGCGAUGUUACAUCCUACGAUGCGAUGGAGCCACGUCCCAAGAUGCAAGAAGACCUUAUGUGGACAUAGAGAUGAGCCUCAAGUAUCUAGGAAUGAAAAAUGAUAUCGUCCAGAAGCCUCCGAUCUACGCGGCUCGCAGUGUUACCGGGUUAGAAGGGGACCGGCAAGGGACCGAGGAAAUUAGCGCUACUCUCGCGUACAACGGCGGUAGUUGUACAGACGUGAGGAGAGAUACUCACACGCGCGCCUACACCGACAUAGACGCCCGUAACACCGCGCGUUACAAAAACGCCGCCGGCGAUCCAAUAAUCCAAUCCAACGAGAUAGCGGAACUUAUAAAGAAAAUGUACGAAUCCUUCACUCUUAACCAAGAGAAGCUCCUAGCAUCGCGCCUACGGCCCACUACAAGCGAUAUGCAAGUACAGUGCGAUCCGGAGCGAAGAGAUGCGUGUGCGCACGUCGAAACUACGGGCGAAGAUGGCGGAAAUGAGCUUGAGAGAGAUGGUGAACAGUUGGAUAAGGGUUCCGGAAGAAUUAAAAUAGACACGAUACCAGUGAAAUUGGAGACAAGCAAGAGUGACACCUAUAUCCAGUCUACUGAAAAAGUUAAGAGAGCUAUGACGCCGAGAGAACGUGAUGAAAUAAUGCAAAGGGUUGUCGAUGAACUCGAAGACUGGAAGGAGAAGCAACAGGAACUAUAUAAACUUCAGCUAAAACGCAAAGAAGAAUACCAUCUGGAACUUCUGGCUAAAGAAUGGGAGAAGCAGCGUAUAGAAUUAGAGUCUAAAUUGCGUCGUGGCGUCGAACAAUGCAGAACUCUCGCUUCGGAUCUAGCGCGAGCUACGGAAGAUUUCAGAUUAAGAGGAUAUAGAAAUACACAUCGUGAACAUAAGUUGCUGGAAGCGAAGAAAGCUCUAGAAGCCCAUUAUACGGCGAAGUACCAGGAGCUUAGAGAAGCGUCGCAGAAGAUGGAAGACGAUAUGAAUCACCAGCUGAAGAUCAAGGACAUGCGGAUCGAGGAGUUGGAGCUGAAGGUGUUGUCAAUGGAGAAGCAAGUUGAUGUUUUGAAGAACAACUUUAAAAACAUCGAGAAGGAAGCUGAAAGCAAAUACUCGGGCUUGACGAAGGACCAAACUGCCAGUCUCAUACAAGAAUUGCGCUGCUUAGAAGAAAAGCUAGACAGCGCGAUGCAAUCGAAGGCGUUCUUCAAGGAACAAUGGGGGCGGGCCGUUAGAGAAUUGCAUCUCACUAAACUGGGCACUCGGCGACAGAUGCUCACUCAAUUACAACACGAGAGAAGACAACUGCACGACAUGGGAUUAGAUACAGUAACAGACCAAGAAGAAAAUGUCGCUAAUCAAAAUAAUGUCGACAUCAAAAAGCUAAAGGAUGAUUUUUACGUCGAUAUUCUGGCUAAUACCCCUGCCUUAGACUCACAUUCCAUUAUCAGUACUACAGGGCCAGUUGGAAUGGAUAUAUACGAUGAAAUCAAUAAAUGCACUGACAAGAGCCCUGUGAACGACAAACUAUCCUCGCUGAUAUCGCAGCGCGAACAGUUGAGUCGACAGCCCACGCCAGACCCGGCUCUCAUGCGGCAUCUCAGCGCCGAGAUAAGGGCGAUGCUGCUUAACUGUACCACUUAGCUAACAUAACAAACUGAUAUAUUGUUUUAAACUUUCUUGGUCACUAACUUUAUAGUUAUUAACGGGAUUGCUACCAUAAACCUUGUUUUCUGUGAGUCAGCGUGAAAAAACAAGGUACAUGCUAGUAAUCCCGUUAAUAACUAUAAUGGUAGACUGAUAUUAUCACUAGAGUUGCCACCAUUUUUAGGGCGAAUAAAGUAUUUUUUCAUUUUGAUAUACAAAAAUAAAGUAAACAGCAUAAAAAAAGAGAAAAGAUAAUAUUAUUUUCAUUAAAUAUUUUUAAAAACUUAUUUAUUAUUGCUCUGUAAAUAUAUGAGAAUUUUAGAGUACUUUGUUGGGGUAAGACACCAAUAAAGUAAGCUUACAUGAAAAAGAGGACAAAACUCAAUUUUAGAGUAUUUCAAAGCCUGAGUCGACGACGCAUAUGCUUCAAAUUGUAUGAAAAUCGAGCGUGUCAUAUUUAGAGUACUUACCAAUGAGGUGGUGGAAAAUGGGUUUCGGCUACCAACUUAAUAGUUUCUAUUUUAUAGUUUGUAAAAGCUUAAUACGGCACUAAUUAAUUAAAUUUUUAUUAAUGCAUUGCAUGCAAAUGGGCAUUAAUUUAAAAAAAUGCCAUUUACGUUCGUUAUGUAAUAAAUUCGUUAACCGCAGAAUUAAAAUAGCGUUAAAAGUUACAGCUUUACUCUUCGUUUUGGCAUGUGAAGUACAUACACUGGCCUUUCUAUUUCGUUCUAUGUCAACGUGUUAUCCACAAUAACACGUUGUUUAUAGCUUGUAGCAUUUUGUUAUAGUUCGUGUCAAUAAAUUAACAUAUUGAAAAGGCGAGGUAAGACAUUCUUUUCUCCUCUUUCAAGGACAUAGACAUAGAAAAUGGAUUGAGUGUUCUAUUACCGUAAAGUAAAUAGGAGCAUUAAAGUAUAAGAGAGCGAGACAAAACGACCACAUUAUAGCUUUCUCUCUUUCUACAAAGUGGUAAAGUUUAUACGGUUAGUGGAAUAGAAUCCAUACAAAUUCUGAACAUCUCCUUUGGGUUAAAAUUUUGAAAACCAUACCAGAAUCGGGACUCAGUCCAUUGUCUAUGUCUGUAGCCAAGAAUAAUGUAUAAGAGGGACAGAUUGUCAUGCGUCGUCAUUUUGUAUUCGUUUCUUUUCGCCGCGAGUUAAUCGAAAUGUAGGAACUGGCACCUGGUUACUAGCGUUAUAUAUUUCUCCAUAUUUCAAUUUCCUCCUGUGUUUCUAAAACUCACCAGUUAUUAGUAGAGGCAAACCUCUGAGCAAAACCUCACACAAAUAAACUUGCGCAUUAGAUGUUUUUGUAAUUUAAAUUUCUUAAUAGGCCGACUUCCUUGUCUAUGGUCGCUGCUCACGCAGCUUGCUGGAGUGUAAACUGUACAAAAUUUUAAUAUGCUUGGAAAAUAAAUUUUGUGUCAGGCAACACUAGCCGGCUCUGUAAGCCUACUCGCUAACUGCUUUUGACAGAUGGAAGUGAUAAUCACCGAGUUAUUUAGUGAUCCACUACGGCUUUAUCAUAACGCCACUAGGAUACUUGUUCUGAAAAGCAUAGAUGGAUAUGCAAUUUUCUGUUUAGUUACACACUGUAAAUGUCCAAAAAGUUAGCUAAUAGGCCGGAUGAUGGUACAGUGGAAGAUCAAAUUUUUACCAGUCCGUUGUACCUGACGAUUUAGAUUACUCAUAACUUGUACAAAACAACCAUUCCAAUUAACAGUGCAUUGCACAAUUUUUGUAAGCCUUCAUUGCCUAAUGAAGCAAUCAACGGUGUCGGUUGAACAAUUUAUAGAAAUAAGACUGUCAUAAAAUUAUCGGACCUAGUGUAUUUUGUAAACUCAAUGACUUUUAUAGGCAAUAACUGUUUUUUUAUCGACAUAACGAGACGAUGUGAAUAUAAU
Chilo suppressalis (striped riceborer) is the source of this 4850-nucleotide messenger RNA. The record is from the annotation of a GenBank genome assembly. Lineage: Eukaryota; Metazoa; Arthropoda; Insecta; Lepidoptera; Crambidae.